Molecule: messenger RNA, 750 nt
Organism: Paraglomus occultum
Lineage: Eukaryota; Fungi; Glomeromycota; Glomeromycetes; Paraglomerales; Paraglomeraceae
Source: the annotation of a GenBank genome assembly
AUGUUUCUGAUCAUAUAUCCCACAGUCGGAACUAUACUUGUGUCUAUUGCAGCUAUCAAGCGACGAGCGGUGAGAAUAACAGAAUUUAGUUGCUUAGUACUCGAUCCACUGUGGGUUCGCUUACUGGGCUAUAACGGUCCCAACACAGUUCUAGCAAUAUUUUCCAUCUACUUUGCCUGUCAUGCGACAUUAGUAGUAAUCCGUCAUUUGUAUAAAUUCAAUCCGCAACCAUUUCCCAUACACCAAGAAGCGGAUGAAAAGAAUGCCAAAGUAGAAACAGAAGCCGAUUCGUCCGAAACACAGUCGAGUGGCAAAGCUAUCGUAUCUGAUUCCAAUGAAUCACAAGAUCACACUUUGGUGAUGCAGGUAGCAACUAUUGGUGUCGAAUCUACGAGUUGCGAUAGCAGCAAAUCUCGCCUUUCGAGAACUGUGUCUUCAACACCGGCUCUCAAAACCAGGAAUAACAGAUAUAAAGUCACAAGAGCCGUCAUCAUUCGCAUGACCAUCUUCAUAAGCACUUAUGCCCUUGUAAAUAUCAAUGCAUCGAUUGGAGUCAUCUUGACUAUUAUAAAAAGGGAACCCGUGGAGACAGGAGAUUUAUAUGUUUGUGGGACAGUGGGAAUCUUGAUGUGUUUGGUUUUUGGGACAACUGAUAAAGCAAUUGAUCGGUUGGGUUUAAAAUGGGUGCCAGACAUUCAGUUAUGUUCGCGGAUCAAGGUAUUCAAGAAAAAAAACGAGCAAAAUAUAUAA